CAGAGACGGUCCCUCCACAGUGCGCACUCCGUCGCUGCACUGUUUGCUCCUCCUGUGUCACUCUGUCCUUCCCGCCUCACUCCGUCUUCCUGUCUCUCUUUCCUCAGAGGCAGGAUUACAGAACCUGUUGCUGGUGUGCCCUUGUCUGAGCUUUCUGCCUGGCUUUUUUCCUCUGCUCAGAUCUUCUCUUUGCUCUGGUGCUGCACUAAGCAUGGAGAACGACCAGUCUUCCACCUCACCUGGGCAGGACAUCCAGGGGCAGACUGGGGACAAACCUGCCCCUGGCCUGCUAUCCCCUGCUCCAGUCCCCAUGGAGCAGCCAAGUAUCUGGCCCGAAGCAACCGUGUGUGACAUCUCAGAGGAGCUGAGCCGGCAGCUGGAGGACAUCAUUAAAACCUACGGGUCUGCCACCAGCCUGAUGGAGAAGGAGAGCACUGCUACAGGAACAGACAGGCCUGAGAAGGGAGAGCCAGGCAGCCUGGAGGAUGCAGAGUAUGAAGAUGGAAAUGAAGAGAGUGAGAAAGAGAAGCUGGCUCCUGGGGAUGCUUCCAAAACAAAGGAGCCCAGCGCCAACAAGGAGCAGAAGCUGGAGAAGAAAAUCCUGAAGGGACUAGGAAAAGAAGCCACCCUACUGAUGCAAAGUUUGAAUAAGCUGAAUACUCCAGAAGAGAAGCUGGACCUGUUGUUUAAGAAGUAUGCUGAGCUGCUUGAAGAACAUCGUGCUGAGCAGAAAAAGCUGAAGUAUCUACAGAAGAGACAGGCCCAGAUCACCAAGGAGAAGGACCAGCUGCAGAGUGAGCACAGCCGAGCCAUCCUCGCCCGCAGCAAGCUCGAGAGCCUGUGCCGGGAGCUCCAGAGGCACAACAAGAACCUCAAGGAGGAAACAAUCCAGCGGGCACGGGAGGAAGAUGAGAAGAGGAAAGAAAUAACUAAUCACUUCCAGGGCACACUGACUGAAAUCCAGGCUCAGAUCGAGCAGCAGAGUGAGAGGAACAUGAAGCUCUGCCAGGAGAACACGGAGCUGGCGGAGAAGCUGAAGAGCAUCAUUGACCAGUACGAGCUGCGGGAAGAGCACCUUGACAAAAUAUUUAAGCACAGAGAACUUCAACAGAAACUGGUGGAUGCCAAGUUGGAACAGUCUCAGGAAAUGAUGAAGGAAGCCGAGGAGCGACACCAGAAAGAGAAGGAAUAUCUCCUGAACCAAGCUGCAGAAUGGAAGCUCCAGGCCAAAAUGUUAAAGGAGCAAGAGACUGUCCUACAGGCACAGAUCACUCUCUACUCUGAAAGAUUUGAAGAAUUUCAGAAAACAUUAGCCAAAAGCAAUGAAGUGUUUGCCACAUUCAAACAGGAAAUGGAAAAAAUGACAAAGAAAAUGAAGAAGUUAGAAAAGGAUACUGCUACAUGGAAAUCCAGGUUUGAGAACUGUAACAGAGCAUUACUGGACAUGAUUGAAGAGAAAGCCAUGAGGUCCAAGGAAUAUGAGUGCUUCAUGCUGAAAAUCCAGAGACUAGAGAACCUCUGCCGUGCUCUGCAGGAAGAGAGAAAUGAACUGUACAAAAAAAUAAAGCAAGCACAGUUCCCAGAAGAGGUGAAUGGAAAUGGCCUCUUAGAAGAAGAAGAAGAAGAUGACGAAGAAGAUGAUACUAAAACAACCCCUUCCCCCUCUGAGCAGGCAAGCAUUGAGCUGCAUGAGAGUGACAAGAGGAUGCUGAAGCAGCUGGCUGAAGCUUUCAGGGUGUCCCACAAGGCAGAGGAGUCCCUCCCAGGCAACAGCAGCAAUCCAGAAACCUGUGACACUCAAACAUGUAAUGCCAUCCUGGUGCCAGAACCUCCUGCUCCUCUCACUCCACAUUCAGAGUCUGGGAAAAACUGUGAGCAGUCCAGCAGGAGCACACCAACACCCACUGAAAACACACCAGCACCCACUGAAAGUAUGACAGCACCCACUGACAACGUGUCAGAGCCCACCAAAAGCACACCCUCACUUCCAGACAGGGUGCCAGCACCCACAGAAAGUGUGCCAAUGCCUCCUGAAAGCGUGCUUGUAUCCACUGGGAAUAUGCCAAUACCCACUGAAAGCAUGCCAGCAAACCCUGAAAGCAUGCCAACCCCCACACAAAAUACACCCAUCUCCCUUGGGAAUAUGCCAGUACCCAUUCAGGGUCUACCAAAAGCUGCAGAAUGUGUGGAUGACCCAGCAAAUAGAUCUGUCCAGGGUCAGUCUGGGAAGCAAACAGGGGACACAGACAUGGAAGCAGUGGAUUGAAGACACCAUGUGUCCAGAGCUCUGCUUUGUCCUCUAAAUGGAUACCUUUUUCUUUUUUUUUUAAGAUACAAAAAUUGGUUCCUAAAACACACUCAUGUAUUUGUAUGCAAAUGUAAUGCGCUUCUCUUUGCUACCACUAUCCAGUAAUAAUGGGUCUGCAAAUUUUGCAGUCCUUCAUGUGCUUGAAGUAUAAUACUUUCUUAAUGACAUGGAAAUACAAUGAAAUCACAGGAUCUCUUUUUCCCAGGCAUGAUGAGUCAUCUCAUUCAGGAAAAUAAUUUUAGUGUUGCACUUCCAUGUUUCAAAAAGCAAUGCAAUUCUCAUGCAUAUAUUUAAAGAGUCAAUUAAUUCUAACUAUUUAUUUUGACAUUGCAUAAAAGGUGACCUACUUGGACACACUGUGAUUUUAAUAAAUGAGGUGAAAGGAAUCUGUAAUUACAAACUAAAAUAGUGAAACCAUAAAUGUGGUCAGCCAUAUCCAAGGAGUGGUGCAACAACCAGAGGUGAAUUUUUGGGCAAGGAAAUGACCACUCAGCACUGUAACCUAAACACCCACAAGCUUUCAGCCUUACCUUCCAUUGGUCUUUUCUGCUCAGUAUUCUAGAAUAGGUUUUGUUUUCAACAGAACUACAGGUAAAGGGAAAAGAUCUUUUCUAGAUUCACAUAAAAUAAUUGAAAACAGCAAUUUCCAAAUUGAUGGCAAUUCCCAAGGUAGGGGUCACAAUUCUCUUUCUACAUCCAACAGAAAACUACAUUAUCCUACUAUUUGGAAUCACAAGACUGACAGUGGGGAUCAUGCCUGUUUCCAGCUCACAAACAAGGUUAGAAGUUCUGAAGUUGGUUGCAGAUCCCAGUUUCUAGGCAAGGAGCAGAAAGCAGAGUGGAAGGUACCAGGAUGUAUUCCAGAAGAAUACAGAAGAAUAAUCUUGAGAUCAUGCUUCUGGAUGGUGCUGUCCCUCCCAGUUACAGCCACAUGAACUACAGCUUCCUCCUGGCACUGCUGCAUGUGCACAUGCUCCCAGAGAAGGAUGAGGACUCACCUGUCACCCCAUUCUGGAAGCAGAGCACAAGUCAAUAAGCCAGAAGCAAAGAGGAACCAGGAAAGCAGAAAUCCCUCUCACAGACACCUCCAGGGGCUGGAUACAUUCCCAUCCCCUUUCUUGUCUAACCAGCUCUUCCCAUCUGUCUGCCAACAGCUAUUGCUUAAUGAUGUAGCCACCUUGUCAGAAACUGGUUUAUUCUGGUGCCAAGAACAGAGAUGAAGAAGGAAGGAGGCAAGAGAGGAUACCUACCCAGACAGCUCUACAGUCUCAAGCAAGGAGAGUAGGCUUUUUGAAAGAAGGUUAAAAUAAUCCUGGGGGACAUUCCUUGUUUCUCAUCUCCUUCCUCUGAAUUCCAUCCAGGCCUUUCAGAGUCUUAGCUGGAUAGCUUAAGAAUUUGAAAAAGGCAAUUAAACAAGAUGUUUAGAGGUUGGAAAGGGAAAUCUUACAAUCAAAGAAAUCCAUGUUUAUAGACAAAUCCCAAGAAGACCCCAAAGACAAAGCGACUCUUUCAAGCCAAAGCUGAAAUACAUGUGAGCCAAGAGGAAAGAUGUCAUCUUUGACACACUGUGGGAAACAAUGGCCACAGAGUCCUUCCAGCAUAUCACCCUCCAAAAAGGGGGUUUGAAUCCUUGCUUACUGCCAACAUGGUCCAUACCCUGCUUAAAUAUGUCUGUAAACUGCUAGGUUACAGAGCUGACCCUUGGAGUAUACAGAGCAUAAACUACAAAAGUGUGUUUGGAUAUGGCCUGUAGCUAUCAUGACUACAGUUUUCAAUUGUGAAUGCCUUAUGUUAGAUAACAAGACCGACAGGAUUUAUCUCAUGUCUUUAAUCAUGUGAAAGUAGAUAAUUUGAGUCUUAGUUAUCUUAAGCUCCUUUUAUAAACAGUGGAGAAGGAAAAGCAUCUUUUGAGGACAAGUUAUCCCAUGAUAAGACUGGCAUCCAAGUCAGAAGGAAUUACUUUCUCUCUGAAGAUGAUCCUUCUCUUCAGAUGCUAGAGCCAGCCUAAGACAACUAAUUUAAAUUUAAUAUGUCUAUUGUUAGAUAUCUAAAUUAGGCAACAUGAAUUCCAUCAAAUAUUCAGAUUCAAAGCCCUAAGUGAAUGACCAUCUCUGAAAACCAAGCCAGUUAUGUGCCUGUCAAAACAUUAUUCUAUAACAAAUCUGUAUCCUAAGAUAAAAAGUUAUACUCACCUGAUACACUUCUUUUAGUUUCCAUUGACUUAAGUUGGUAGAAAUAUAGUUUCUGUUACAAGUUUUGUUUGUUAUCAGGGUGACUUUUAAAAUUAAUGCAAAUUAUAUCCUUGUUAAGGUUUUGGGGGUUUUAAUUCUUGAUCUUGUUUGAUUCUGUUGCCAUUUUAGUAACCACCUGCAUGAAACCAACUUCUUUUUCUUUAAAUACGCCCUUCUUUUUCUUCAAAUAGCCUUCAGUUGUUGAUGUUUUCUUAUACAUUCAAAUAUUUAAUGCAAUAAUAAUGGUCUUGCAACUUUAGGUCGGUUCCAUUUUACAUAAUCAUUAUGGUCACAUCUUUAAUUAUGUAAUUCAUGUCUCAUACCUUCCAGCUUCAGCAAGCAGGGAGACAAGGAUCCUGCAGAUAAAAACUUCCUACAUAGUUAUGAUUUAUUCUUACAGCAUCAUUCCUCAUGAAUAAAUACACAGCCUUCUGGGAAAAUUACUCCCACUCUAUUCCACCUUCCUCAUUUUUGCCCUUGAAAUUCUAACACUGCAAAAUUCUAACACUCAAAUACUCGCAGCUCCUGUUACUAUGGGUUUCUCUCACAUGCCUGUUGCUUCUCUUCCUUUCUCAUGUAUCAACUGUAUGUUAUCCCAGCAGUUUCCUAAGUAUGUAUGCACACAUACAGUACUAAAAGCACAGGAGAGUGACCUCCAUAGCUUUUAGCUUCAGGAUUUGGCUUCAUGUGUUUACAAGAGAUGAGACUUGUAGGGAAAAUUCUGGCUGAUCCCAAGCUGCAUAGAGUAUUUAGAGUCAAACUAUGGAGAUGGUUUAUGUGUAAUCUCAUGGCCUGUAGAGCUGUGGAAAGCUGAAGUACCCUCAGUAGAAGUGGAAAAUCUGUAAAAUUUAACCAAGCAUCUCUUUAUCAUCCACUGCAUCAGACUGGAAGAUUAAAUCACCAUCACAGAUUUCUGUGUUCUAACCUAGAUUCUCUCAUUCUUCUUCAACAUAAAUUCCUGGACUCCCUUGCUCUUUUCUUCCACUGGCACCCAAUAUAAAACUGACCAUGCACAGUAUCCUUGUGAAAAGCCUUUGGGAUGGCAGUCUGCACAACAGCUCUGCUGCACUUCCUCACGUGCCUCUGCACUCAAAGGACAAACCCACACUUCUGUGGGUUUCAACACUCAUUUAGAGGCAGCAGGUGGCAGUGAGACCUGCUUCCCUGGUGUUCAUUGUUAUCGUCAUUAUUCUGAUCUGGCAGUCUCAUCAGCCCUGGUGUGUUCUGUGGUUGCCGCCUUCAGUCUUGCUUUUAAUUCACACAAUUAUUCCCUUAUCACCAGGCACAGAUUUGAGGGUGAGGAGAGGUGGUGAUGGCAGCUAUUUCUUCCUUACUAAGAAGCAAUAGCUUUGAAUAGCUAAGAAGCAAUAGCUUUUUUAAAAUCAGCAUCUGCUGACAUUCAUUUGGUUUCUGGAAUUUCUGUUUUCUCAGGUUAGGUGGUCCACGUGGCCUAUGGCUGAACUGGAAAGCUUCAGCCUGCACACUGCCAGCUAGUUCUGGUUCUGAAAAACAAAGUUGCAAGCUGAACACACCUCCAGUGUCACAGCCAAUCCUAUACAGAAAAGAACCUUUAAGCUCCAAGUGUCAAGUGCUGCUAGUCAUUAUGCUAUCUCUUCUCAUGUGUUUCCCACCAGUUUCCAGAGAAAUAAAAAUAAAAUGCCAUCUCUGGCAGAAAUGUGAGUUACAUCUUGCCCCCUGUGCCCCCAUUCAAGGCAUCACUCCCACUCAAAUGCUGCACCCACUGCCCUCACCAGUGUGCAUGGCUGCAUUUGAAUUGGGUCACUCAAACAAUUCAGGUUAAAAAUACACCACCACAAUCACCAAGAAGAGCUAAUUUUAAAUCAGCUCAUUGCAGUGAUCCCACUGGGUUUUUGUUCUGAUGGUAUCUAGGGAAACAUGACCUCAAUUCUGGUCACCAUAACUGCUAAUUGAACUCCACCCAUCCUUUGUUCAUAAAGAAAUCCACACAUUUGGAUGUUAACUCUGGAGUAUAAUGCUGUUCUCAGAGUUAAUGGCAGCCUUUCCAUUGACUAUUUUAACAGCCAUCUCCUGGACCAAGUACAGAAUUUGGAAAGUUGUAUUUUAAAUCUCAGUCUGACCCCCACACAAAAGACAGGGAAGACACAAUAUCCAAUGCACAUCGGUAAUGACCAGCUGCAGCCUUUGGAACUGUGUGUUACAUCUUCUGCACACAAAGAAAGCUCUCACACUUCCAUACAGACACCUGGGAUCUCAUACAGGAGAACAGGUCAAGUGCCAGCAGCAGGGUGAUCACUCAAACUUCAAGGAUCACAUCUCUGCUCCCAGUCGCUGUGGUAGAGGCUAAUUGGCAAAAUGACUCAGCAGUACGCAUGUACUGAGUUUCUCCCUUUUCUCUUCUCUUCUUACAAAAUGUUAUUAAAUCAAAGUUUAUAGACCACAGCAUCUCAGAACACAAGACUCUGCUUCUGUUACACUGGAGGCUGAAUGUAAUGUCCAAAAAAAGAGGCUUUUUUUUCCACAGAAAGAAGAGAAACAGUGAAGAAGUCCGUGUCAUUUUUACUAGAAGCAGCCUCUAUUUGUGGGUUGGUAAUGCAGUGUUACCUCCUAAAAUCCAAGGUCACAUUUGAAUUACAUCAACUGAAGACAGUUUUGAUUUUAAGUUUGUGCUUCUAGACCAUUGCUAGACUGCCAGACCAUUGCACAAACCCACACCUCUAACUGGUGCUAUUCUGCACAGCUAGAAAGGCGUUUCAGAAAAGUCUUGAUAACAGAAAAAGCAGCUUGACACAGAGUUGGAAAGAGAUGGACCUGCCACCAUGAGAGAUGUCUUAGCAGCAGAUCUCUGCACUUGCCUUGGUCAAUCCAUUUAUCUCAUCUGGCAUUUUCUGCAUCAUGAACUACACCCAUAACACCUUAGAUGAAAAUAACUGCAGUUUACAAGCAUGGUUCACAACAGCAUGGUAAGUUCAGCUGGCUCCUCAGAAAGGUGUCAUGGUUUAGCCCCAGCUGGCAAUUAAAUACCACGUAACCACCCCUUCACUACCCUCAUCUCCACAGAGGGAUGGAGAGGAAAAUCAGAAAAGGUAAAACACAUGGACUGAGAUAAGAAGUUUAACAACUGAAAUAGAUUAAAAUACAACAAUAAUAAUAAUAAUAGCAAUGAAAUAGGAUAUAACAAAGAGUGAGAGAGGAAUAAAACCGAAGAAAGAUGAGUGAUGCACAAUUCAGUUGCUCACCAUCCACUGACUGAUGCCCAGCCUGUCCCUGAGCAGCAAUCAGCAGCUCCUGGCCAACUCCCCACAGUUCAUAUACUGCACAUUUCACUCUGUGGUGUGAAAUAAUCCUUUGGACAGUUUGUGUCAGCUGUCCUGGGCAUGUUCCCUCCUGUCUUCUUGUGCAUUUGCUCGCUGACAGAGCAUGGAAACCUGAAGAUUCCUUGACUUAGAACAAGACCUAGAGAGCAAAAACUAAAGCAUCAGUUUAUAUAAACAUUAUUUUAUACUGAAUCCAAAACACAGCAUUGUACCAGCUACUAGGAAGAAAAUUAACCCCAUUCCAGACAAAGCUAGGAUAAAAGAAGAUUGAACUUCUCCUUCUGUAAAAGAUCACAGUGACCUUGUGCCUGCAGAACAGCAGCUGACAACCCACCCAGGACUUCCAUAUCUUUAGUUUAUUAUGUUUGCUGUUAUCUAUGUCUCUGUUACACACAUAACAAUAAAGAUUCUUAAUGAAGCACAGCUUAAGCCACAGUUACGGGUGAAUUGACAGAUACCAUACUGACAUCCUCAUUAUGUAGUAAUGUAACAUAUCGAAUGAUGCAGUUGUUUUGUUACAGACCUGCAGAGCUGUAGUGAGACAUUUUAGUGGUGUAAGCCUUGCAACAACACAGCUGCAGGGACACUGCUGCUCUGCUUGGUGCCCUUCUACUCCAGAAAGGACCUGGGUUUCUUGCUGCACCCUGGAGAAUCCCACAGGUACCAGCGGAUAACAGGGGGAGGCAUAGAAUGCAGACACCAGGUGGUGGUGCACCUGGAACCCCUGCAAAUUUUGCACUAUGAUCUCUGCUCUUGAGAGACAUCUCACACAAGUGAAUGACCUUUCUGCCCCAUAUUGCUGCAUGUAAAAUAUGGGUAGUGAAUGUGGUUGUGAAUUAUUUUGAGUGCAAGUAACAUUUACUCUACAGUAAGACUAAUUGCUUUCAUCUAAUUUAAGAUGCCAUUAAAAGUUAUAACCAUGUAAUAUCUUAUAUUGGUAGGGAACUUUAGAGAUCACCUCCCCUUCCUAAGGGAAGCAGGAUCAAUUUUGAAACUACAUCAGGGUGCUCAGGUCCUGUCAGUUUUGAGUAUUUCCAGGGAUAGAGACUGCAUGUCUCUGGAUACUUGCUCCCGUAUUUGAUUUUUCUUCACAGUGAAUUUUUUUUCCUUCUACCUAAUCUUCCUUGGUGCAGCCCAUGUCCUUGGCCUCUCUCCUUGCCAUUAUGCAUGACUGUCUUCUCUAGAGCCUCCCAUCAUUAGUUUAAGAUUCCCUCUGAACCUCCUCCAAGCUGGACAAAACCCGCCCUUGAGAUGGCACGGCACAUUCUCAUUCCAUAGCAAGAGAACCCAUGUAGAUGUUUAACUGCAGCAGUGCAGUCCCUGCCUGUUCACACUGCUGCUAUCCAAGUAAAGCAGCCACCACUCCCCAUUCAUACACUAGUCUUCCCAGUACUUCACCAUGAACUCCAUCACAGUGGAAACCCUCAACUAUUUUUCCAGCAUGGCAGCUCACGUGAUCAUUUUCUAGCCCAACCUGGUGAAAAUGCCUCAGGCAGCUUUAGAUUGUUAUAAAAAUGCUCAAGCAAAUCAAAUCAUUUUGAAUUGGCUUUGCUCAAGGGAUGACUCUGUAGGCAGCUGCGCCAGAUGAGCAGAGAAAAAACUGUUGGCCAACAGGUGGGUUCAUCCAGGUCCAUUGGGAAUGCAAAAUCCUCAUCCCUCUGUGGUUGCAGCUCCCACCAGAUGAGUGGCACAGCAACAGCUACUUAAGCACUAAUUCCCAUAGGCUCAGGCUCCUGUGCUUGAUAGUUUCUCUCCUGAGGUUUUGUCAAAACUUUCUGAGUCCUCAGCAGAGCAGUAAUUGUUAACAAUAACAUUUACACAGGUGUAUGAACUUUCCACACAUACUGUUCCUGCUUGCCAAGCAAAAUGUUACAAGGAUCAAGAAGAAGAAAAAUGCAGCAGCACAAGCACUUAGUUAAAGCACACCCACAUGUGCUAUGUUCAAACAGAGAAAGCAAAACAAGCAAAAGUCUUUUCUAAUCCUUAAAGGUUAAGAAGCUUAAGUCAGUUUUGUAAAGACAUUUUAUCUUGUCGCACCAUCCUGUUACUGAGAAGCCACUUUAGACUAGAGUAGAAUAGCAUGGAAUAGAACAGUUCAGUUGGAAGGGACCUACAAUGAUCAUCUAGCCUAACUGCCUGGCCACUUCAGAGAUGAUGAAAAAUUAAAGCACUUUGUUAACAGCACUGUCCAAAUGCCUCUUAGAUACUGACAGUCUUGUGCCAUCAAGCACUCCUCUAGGAAGCUUGUUCCAGAGUUUGACCACCCUAUUGCUAAAAAAAAAGCUUUCUAAUACCCAGUCUCUGUUGCAUUUUUGAACCAUUCCUGUGCAUCCUGUCACUGGAUUCCAGUGAGAAGAGAUCAGCACCUCCCUCUCCAUGUCCCCUCCCCAGGCAGCUACAGAGAGCAACAAGGUCAAAAAUUCAGCCUCUUUUUCUGCAAACUAGACAAGCCCAAAGUCCUCCUCCACUCUUCCCAGGACAUGCCUUCCAGCCCUUCCACCAGCUUUGUUGCCCUCCUCUGGAUGCACUCAAGGACCUUCACAUCCUCCUUAACUUGUGGGCUCCAGAACUGCUCACAGUGCUCAAGAUGAGGCUGGUGAUGCUGUGUCUGAUGCACCCCAGGGUACAGUUUGCCCUCCUGGCUAUCUGGGCACACACUGCUAACCAACACUGAGCUGCUGCCCACCAGCUGCUGUGCCAGAUCCCUCUCGGCACAGCUGUUCUCCUGACUCUCCCAAUUUAUACUUGUACCUGAUGUUACUCUGUCCCAGGCGCAGAAUCCAGCAUUUGGAUUUGUUGAAUUUCAUCCCAUGAAUCAUUGCCCAGUACUCCAAUCUAUCUAGAUCCCUCUGCAAGGCCUCUACUCCCUCCACAGUCAUCAGCACCUCCCAGUUGAGUACUAUCAGCAAACCUGCACACGGGGCACUCAACUGCUGCAUCCAGAUCAUUUUAAGUAUAUUAAACAGAAGCAUACCCUACAGGGCAUCUCCCAGAGGUUCUCCAACCACCAAAGUCUGAACAAUAUACGUGUGAUAACCCUUUUGAAGCCUGUUGGAUGUGUACUUUUAUUUUAAAAACUGCUGAAACAACUUAGCUAACAGUCACGGCUGAUGAACUACGUAACUGCAAGGACUUGUGAGGCAUCAGCUUGCUCUCAAACGACAGAGGCAAGGUUAAGUCAAUAUGAUGAAGCUCUCAUAUGGUCUGUGCCCUAGCACUACUGACUCCAGGACUCAAAGAAGCCUGUCUGAAAUAUUUUCCCCUGUGCCGCUGCAGUGUGCACCUGCAGCAGUCAGAGGGAGCAACAGUACUGCAAAGGAAAGUCACACUUAUUUUGGGGACCUCGCUGCCACACUACAGGUUUCCAAAGGUGAGAUACUGACAUUUCUGGGUCCUGUACAUUUUCAAAUUGACACGGUCAAGCCAGUGUAAGUUCCCACAUGCACAUUUAUCGUGCCUUGGCAGCCAUCAAAAUAAUCAGAAGAAAAUGAAAGUUCACCAUUACACAGUAUUUUUUCUGAAGAUUAUACACAUGUAGUUUAAAACUUGGCUUACUCUCUCUGGCUUACCUCACAGAACUACAUUUCCACUACUCAGCAGCUGAGCACAGAGGGAGGAGAGGAUUCAGCAGUAAUCUGAACUAGAAAGUCCGGCUGCUUUACGUGUAGGUGUGUGCUUGUGCCGAGGUGGCAGCUGAGUGGCCAUGGGACAACAGGGCAGCCUUGCUCUAACCCAGGAGCAGAGCAGGGCUGGGCCCUCCAGCACUCCUCUCCUGCAGCACAUUUUCAUCAGAGGCCAGACAUGAAGCCCAUCAAAAUCUACACAAAUAACAGAACUCCAGUAAGGCCAGGACAACACUGCAAGUGCCAGCAUGCAGACACCAUCCUUAUCAAAAGCUGACUGCAACACACAAACUCCCAUCCCACAGUGUCUUUGCAUUGGGCUGUGACCAGUGCUAUGGGUGGUGACUCCCACCAGCUCUAGUGACCUUAAUGACAAGACAGACCCUUUGUAUCUGAAUGCAGUUUCUCACCAACUAAACUUUAUAUUGCGAAUAAACGAAAUGAGUCAUCAAACAGCUUGAGUGAAGCUCUCUUAGUCUUCACCAAAGUGCUAAUUCCACCUCUCCCCCAGUUUGUUGAGUCAGAAUGUCUCUCCCUCCAGCCCUGCUCUGCUGUACACAAUCCAGAGAGGAACUGCAAUGUUAGUUCUCCCAUCACCUCUUUCAUGCCUUCAGCCAAAUGUCCCCACCUUACCGUUUGAGUCAGAUUUCUGAUUCUUUUCUUCCUGUGAAAGGGAUUUAGCAGAUAAACCCUCAUUAAUACUAUAAUUCUUAUUAAGAAUUCCUUGCUAAUGAGAGAUCUGCCAAACACAUGACUAGGCUAAUUUGUACAGUGCUUGUUCUCAGCAAUACCUGUACUCUGAAGUUCUGGUGUCCAUCAAUUAUCCAAAGCACUAGUACAAAUCUGGCAUAAACAGGCACAACCCCAUUUUCACAGACUUUCACUGUCCUCUCCUCCAGGAGACAGAGGACAACUACAUGCCAAAAUCCUGUCUUGGCUUCUAGAUCUGCUGCAAGCUACUCAUUUCUCACUUUUCCUAGCCACAAACAGGCAGCUGCUGAAACCUGCUUCUAUUAGGAUCUUCCCACAGAGCAGAAAGGUGGGUGGGCAAUCCUGCUCCACCUGCUGCGGAGCUGGGCCGCCCCCUCUCCAUGAGCACUGAGCAGUCACACACACCAUGGUAGUGACAGCGUGCUCCCACCCAUCUUCCGAGUGCAUGACUAACAAAGCAAGGACCCUCUCCAGACCCUCUCCACCUGCGUGGUGCAGGGAACUUGAGCAGGCUCAUGAUGCUAUGGGUUCCCUGUGUAACAGGUGUCACAUCACUGACACGUAGCAACAGGGGCGGCUAAGUGCUGCUGCUUUUUGCAUUGCUUUUCCAUGACAGUCUUUUAGAUAAAUAGUUCUCAGAAGAUCACAAGCAUAUUAGAGAUGUCGGAGGCAGAAUGCAAAAGCAAAACAAUUCAGCUCAGCCAUGUCCACGCUGGCCCUCUCCAAGGCUUCCAACUCCCUGCACUACAUCUUAUACCUGCAAGCACUAAGGUGCACAGAGCCAGGUAAGUGGGUCUGCAAGGAGCCAGGUCCAUGAUCCCCCCAGCUGUGAGCAUCCCUUCAACUCCAGCAUGGGUGGGACAGCAGAGGUAAGGAACAGGGGCUCUUCCAGCCAGAGGCAGAGGAAGUUAAAUUCAACAAGGCACAAGCAUUGCCAAAUUUUAAGUGAGGAACUGAAUACAAAAUCAAAAGGAAGAAUUGCCAUAAAACUUAUGUCUGGAAAUGGCCCUUACUUAGCACUUUUUACUCCAACCAACCUGGCUGCUGCACUGCCUCAAGCAGUGGAUUACACUUUGUGUGUUACUGUGCUCCCAACCAUUUGGUUUCCAUGUUCCACCUGGCUGUAUGCCGAGGUCUGCAGCCUGAUCCCCUUUUGCCACCAACCUGGCAGCCAAACUAGCCAUGACUGCACCAAACGGAGAGGCUGACCAAUGGCAAGGAGAGACUUCCACACAGUUCAAUAUAUUCUUUGGCAGAACAGAGAUUUAAAAGCAGGCUAAAUUCAAUUAUUUGUAUAACUGGAAUAUCCAUGUUACAGGGCUUGUAACCAUAACAAUCACUUAAACAAAGCUUUAAAGAAAACAUUCCUUCGUUACCUAAAAUAUUGAUUUUAGAUUCUGAUUCAGUUUCUCAGUCUUCCUCACUUCUGACCUCAAGAGGUGCUGCCUGCCUCCAGGUCUUACAAAAUACAUGGAAAAGGAAGAGCUUGGCUCAGAGGCACCAAGUAUCCUCAGCUAGUACUUGUGUCUUGUGCCAAUAGAAUGAUGCUUCCUAAAUAUAUAAAUACAAAAGGAUCAGGUUGUCAUAUGGGGAUUGGGAGGUUUGCAAACAUUAAAGAAGUAAUCAGCUAGCAGGGAUGUUUCUCAGAACAAGUCUCAGGCAAUUAAACUGAGCCUACAUUAAUCACAUUGCAAACACAAACUAUUACUUCAGUUGGAGCCAGAUUCAUUUAUAAGCUCAGGCACUGAAAAAAAAAAAAA
This is a messenger RNA of Motacilla alba alba, 13929 nucleotides long. It is a transcript of the gene TXLNB, whose product is annotated as taxilin beta. NCBI's taxonomy places the organism in Eukaryota, Metazoa, Chordata, Aves, Passeriformes, Motacillidae. Gene Ontology annotation, molecular function: syntaxin binding. The transcript is spliced from 10 exons. The coding region runs from base 212 to 2266 and encodes 684 amino acids. The record is from RefSeq and is a predicted model, not a curated record.